This is a messenger RNA of Paramecium sonneborni, 1592 nucleotides long. Lineage: Eukaryota; Ciliophora; Oligohymenophorea; Peniculida; Parameciidae. The record is from the annotation of a GenBank genome assembly.
AUGAAAAAAAGAACUCUUUAAGAACUCUCUCAAGAAUAAGAAUAACUUAAUUCAUCCUAUAAUGAUAUUAAUUCUCUUUAAAAAUAAUUGUAUCUUUCAAACUAAUAGAGACUAUAAGAGUUAAAUCAAAAAGAAGAGCUAAAAUAAUUAUAUAAUAAUGAAGUCAAAAAAGUUGAAGAAGAAAUCAAUCUUUGUUUUCCAGUUGGAAAAUUUUGUUUAAAUUAAUUAUCAUAAUAUCCUAAAGAAGAAAAAUAACCACAUACUUUAUCAUUCAUUAAUAUACUCUAAGAAAAUGCUUAUUAUGAUGGUAAAAAAAUCAACUUAAUAAUGUAGUACAAAAAUAAAAACCUAAAAUCACAUUAGAGGCAGCAUUAAUGACUUGUUAUGGUUUUGAAGAUCAUUUACUUAAACCUUUAGUUUAAUCUGGAGUAAAACUAUUUAUUAUAAAUGAUAAUGAUAAUAAUGAUAAAAAAUUAGAAAUUAUUGAGAAUUUCAAUGGUCAUUCAAAUUGGAUGGUCAUUAAACCAUCAAAAUUGAGUUCAUUAACAUUUGGAGGAUCAUUUCAUCCUAAAAUUUGGAUAUUAAAAUUCCCAAAAUUUAUUAGAAUAGUUAUAGGAAGCUAAAAUUUACAUGUAGGUGAUUGGACUGUUUGGUCAUAAGCUAUGUGGAUUUAAGAUUUUAAAAUUGGGAAUAGUGAAUUAGAUGAAAUAUCAAAAGAUUUUAAAGUAGGUCUUAAAGAAUUCUUAGAUCAUAUUCUUCCAAACUCUCAUAAAUUUGAAGACUUACUUAAAAUUAAAUUUAAUGAUUACGAUUUUCAAAAUAUUAAUAUAAGGAUGAUUGCAUCUAUUCCUGGAAGAUUUACAGAAAAUUAAUUAUAUUAAUAUGGUGUCAUGAGAAUAUAAUCUGUUCUCAAUUAAGAACUAAUAAAUAAUAAAUUUGAAAUUCCUAAAUAAAUUAGUAUUACUUAUUAAACUACAAGUAUAGGAUAAUUGGAUAAUAAUUACAUAGAAUUUUUUUAAUAAUGUUGCUCUGGAUAGUAAAUUAAAUAACCAUAAAAAUUAUAAUCAAAAAAUAAAUCUAUUAGUUAAAUGCUUAUUAAUAAACAAGAAGAUGAAAAAUCUACUUUGAAAUUAAUAUAUCCAACUUCAGAUUAUAUAUAAAACUAAACUAAAGCAGGUCCAGAAUAUGCAAAUCCUUUAUUUCUUAGAAAGUAAUAAUUUGAAAAUCCAAAAUUUCCAAAAAACAUUUUUUAUAAAUAUCAAGGCUCUAAUUAUUAUUUUUGGCAUGCUGGUAAUAUUCCUCAUUUAAAAGUGAUAAUAAUAACUAGUUUAGAUGAAAAAAUAGAUGAUAAAACAUCAAUAUAUAUUGGUAGCCAUAAUUUUAGUUAAGCUGCUUGGGGAAAAUUAGAAAAGAAUGCUACCUAACUUUUUAUAUCCAAUACAGAAUUAGGUGUUUUAUACCCUCCUAAAAAAGAUUCAGCUAAAUUUAAAUAAUAAAUUAUUGAACAACUAUCAUUUAAAUUUCCUCCUGAUAAAUAUGAAAAAACAGAUUAACCUUGGAUAAGUGAAGUUUACUAUGAAUAAUUAAUAUGA